UGCAAAAGCAAAAUACGUGCGGCCUGAGUUCAUUGCGUGAGGGAUAUAACGUUGUGAAUUUGGCACUGUUCUUAUUGUUCGAAAACUAUGAAUCGAAGAAUAUAGUUAUGAGGAUUUCGAUGCACGUCUUGGUGUUGUGCGUGACUGUAGUUAGAAGUAUUUUAACCCUUGAUUUAACCAAAGAAUCGGAGCUGGGAUCAUCUGAUCAAAUCAGUCUUCAGGAUUUGUUCGGUCUACGUCCACAAAGAGCCGCGUGUAUCCUUCGGUGUUCUCGUGGACGGCUGGACAGGGCACAGUGCAAAUGCAUUUGUUGGGGGAACUGGGUUGGUCCAACAUGCAGUGUACGUCAAUGCAGGAGUUUCCAGUUUGCGUGUGAUGGCAGCAGACGAUGCAUCAAUAAAAUGAAAGUGUGUAACGGUCUAAAGGAGUGUCAUGACGGUACAGAUGAGGAAACAUGUGGUAAGCCUGAAGAUUGCAUCAAAGUAUGUGGCAAUGGCGGGACUCUCGAAGCUGAAACUUGUACAUGUAUAUGCACAUCAAUGUGGAAGGGCAGCGUUUGUCGAAUACCAAAUCUCGCCAGUACUUGCGGCAUUAUCCAAAAAGAUAUGUAUCGUAUCAUAGGCGGAGCUAUAGCGUCUAUUGAGGACCACCCAUGGCAGGUCCAGCUCAGAUACCGGUUCUGGCAAAUGGCUUGGUUUGAAUUUACCUGCGGAGGUACGCUCGUCUCGCCGAAACACGUUGUCACCGCAGCCCACUGUGUAGUGUACAAAUCGAGGCACUUGUGGCGACUGUACUUUGGCCGUACAAUCCGAGAAAGGGGAGGCAAGCAGGUUCGGACAGUCAAGAAGGUUUACGUCCACGCUCAUUACAACUCACUGACGAACAACAACGACAUCGCUGUGAUGGUUCUCUCGAGUCCAGUUGCCUUAUCCCAAUGGGUUUACCCGGUGUGCUUACAACAGGAGGAGGAGGAAGAGGGUCAAGUGACGGAGUUUGACAGUCAAUCGGAGUGUUAUAUCAGUGGGUGGGGAUCACUAGCAUCUGGUGGUAGAUUUCCGUACUACUUACAAGCUGCCCAAGUUGUUAUUGUACCCCAGUCAGUGUGUGAUGGGGUAUACGAGAGAUACACUGAUAAUAUGAUCUGUGCAUCAGAGUCAUUGCAACUGCUAGGACACGUUGAUACAUGCCAGGGUGAUUCUGGUGGUCCGCUAGUCUGCAGUUCUUUGGGUGAGUUUGGUAUCGUCAAGUGGUAUCUGGUGGGAACAACUAGCUUCGGCGCGGGCUGUGGGGAGCCAGAGUAUCCCGGUGUCUACACGAGAAUGUCCAAGUACGUGACAUGGCUUCACCAAAAGAUGACUUGAAAAUGAGUUAUACACACUAGGUAUAAAAAUUCAUUUUCUUUAAUUAUAAGUGAGAGGCAAAAAAGUAAUAACUCAUCUCUCAAAAUUGUUUUCCAGUUAUUUUUUCUUCUUCAUAUUUUUAUUUCUUUCCAUUCAAUUUUUAUAUUUACAAUACCGAAUGAUGUCAAGUACGAUUAACAUAAUUUACAAACUUAAUACACACAAACGACUGCACCCUACUUACAAUGCAAGUCAAAUAAUUUACAACAUCACUUUAAAAAAAACCUCCCAAACUCCAAAAACUCCAAAUGUGUCGAGU
Messenger RNA from Asterias rubens (European starfish), 1659 nucleotides. Its product is annotated as tryptase beta-2-like. Gene Ontology annotation, molecular function: serine-type endopeptidase activity; protein binding. The transcript is spliced from 9 exons. Gene Ontology annotation, biological process: proteolysis. Bases 108 to 1361 code for a protein of 417 amino acids. Lineage: Eukaryota; Metazoa; Echinodermata; Asteroidea; Forcipulatida; Asteriidae. The record is from RefSeq and is a predicted model, not a curated record.